Vigna unguiculata (cowpea) is the source of this 1272-nucleotide messenger RNA. Its product is annotated as WAT1-related protein At3g30340-like. Gene Ontology annotation, molecular function: transmembrane transporter activity. The record is from RefSeq and is a predicted model, not a curated record. Gene Ontology annotation, cellular component: membrane. Lineage: Eukaryota; Viridiplantae; Streptophyta; Magnoliopsida; Fabales; Fabaceae.
CAAUAUUUUCCGAAAAAUAUAUACAAAAGGGAGAGGCCCCACUCGACCUGCCCCAGAAACUGCAUUGCUGAAAUGAAGAAUUUCGAUGAAUGGAAACCUUUCCUAGUAAUGAUAGCUAUUGAUUUUUGUUUAACCAUGGUGAACAUCCUUCUCAAGCAAGUCCUUCAAAAGGGAAUGAACCAUUUGGUUUUUGUCACAUAUCGUCUUUCAGUUUCUACUAUAUUUUUAGCCCCCAUCAGCUACUUUAAGGAAAGAAAUAGAAGACCACGGCUCACAUUUCAAAUUUUAUGCUACCUUUUCUUCAGUGCCAUUAUUGGGGCAUCCGUGACACAGUACUUCUUCCUUUUGGGGAUCCAAUAUACCUCAGCCACAUUUGCCUGUGCCUUUGUCAAUAUGGUGCCGGUGAUAACCUUCAUCAUGGCAUUGCCAUUUGGGCUAGAAACAGUGAACAUUAAAUGCAGAGGUGGGAAAGCGAAGAUUCUGGGUACAUUUGUGUGUGUAGGAGGGGCAUUAGUGUUGACACUUUACAGAGGAAAACCCUUGUUUGAUGUGUCUCACUAUGAAACAAGAGUUCCUCCGGUAGCCAUGAAAUCCGCAGUUGACGAAGGUAGUUCUAGUGGUAGAACAGCACAGAAAUGGAGCAUUGGUGUAAUAGCUUUGAUGAUGGGAACCCUGUUCUGGUCUUUCUGGUUUAUUCUACAGUCAAAAAUAGGGAAGAGGUAUCCUUGCCAGUACUCUAGCACAGCCAUCAUGACCUUCUUUGGAGCCAUGCAAGCAGCUAUUCUUGGUUUGUCCACUGGCACCAACUUGUCCUCUUGGAUUCUCAAGGAUAAGAUGCAAAUAAUCACUGUUCUUUAUUCUGGGAUAGUUGGGUCAAGUGUGUGCUACGUGGGGAUGUCAUGGUGCGUGAAGAAGAGGGGUCCAGUCUUUACAGCAGCAUUCAGCCCUCUGGUACAGAUAAUGUCGGGCAUGAUUGAUAUACCAUACUUGCACGAGCAGCUUCAUCUUGGAAGUGUGGUGGGCUCCGUGUUGGUGAUGAUGGGCUUGUACAUUCUUCUUUGGGGCAAAAGCAAGGACAUGAUGCAGAAUACUGACCCUAAGUUCCUCCAACAACCUGAGCAAACCAAGGAACAAGAACCACAAGUAUAACGUAUAUAUAUUGUUGCUGUAAUCUCUCACGUAUGGUGCCACGCAAUGAAUCAAGUGGCACUACUUUAUGUUUAUCACUUUGGAUAAUUUCAACCAUGUUUCUGUCCUGCAUCUCUUUUCUUA